UGAAAAAUGAACCAAUCAGAAACUGCGUUAUCUAUGUAAAAAAAAAAAUAAAGUUUCUGGCGCCAAAUUCAGUGAAGCGACGCUGCUUUGAAGGGAAAGAAACUUAUAGCAAACUGGCUAUAUUUAUGUUUUACAACGGUCCUUCUGUGAGUCUCUGAAUAAUGGAUGAAAAGAUAAUUUGUCUUUGCGAAGAAAAUAAUUUAACACCCCUUGUGCAGGUGCUAUCAACGCUGAAACAUCAAAAGGUUGUAGACUUGUUAGAAGCUAGAGCAUUAGAGGGAAGGGGUGAACCAGUUCCUUAUCUUCAAGCUGUAUUCAAAGGUUCACCAUGUGACACUAAAAUUGGUUUAGAAAGACGUACAUUUGUGUUCAAACAUGCCAUUCAAAUACUCAGUGAAGGUGACCUAAGUAACAAGAUGGCCACUGAGAUUGUUGGAUUUUUACUUAUGGAGCUGGAUGCAUUUCCUGGAAAAAUUCUCGCUGAACUUGCUGACUUAUUCAUAAAUGCCAUCAAGACUGGUUCCUUCAGCAACGGAAAACCUUUGGAGCUAUUUCCUAAGGUGCUCUCUGCCAUAGCAGCCAAGGAUGUCAUUCCAAUGCCAGGAGAUUGUGGUGGUGAAAUGGCAGGUCAGGAAUAUAAAAGACAUCUUCUGAAUACUUUGUGUUCUAGCAGAUGGAACCCACAAUGUGCUAUUCAUCUGGCUGCUGUUUUCAGGGAUGUGCCAAUGACAUCAGAUGAACUGCACUUUGUGAUGGAGAAGAUAAUAAGAGCAAUGAAGGACCUUGACCUUCAAGAACUCCCUCCACUGGUGUAUCAGUUACUGCUGCUUUCAACAAAGGGUCACAAACAACUUCUUUUAGAAGGAAUAACAUCAUUUUUUAAUGACUUAGAUGAAACAUGUCGCAAGGAGGACAAAGAGGAUAGCUCAGAGGUGCAGACUGUGUCCAAGGAUCAACUGAGACAUAUGGAGGGAACAGUAAUCCUUCAUAUUACGUUUGCUGUGAAACAGGAUCAAGACUUAGGGAAGGAGUUUAUCAAAUAUUUAAAGGUUCAUCAAAGUUCUCCAGGGAUGAUUCUGACACCUUUCAAUGUAGCAUUAGCUCUGUCCAUUGCACAGAUCCAUAGAUUUGAAGAAACAAUAUUUGACUUCCUGAAGGCUGCAGUGUCAAGAAGUUUCAAAGACGAAGACAGGAGAAAGCAAUCCAAAUGGGCUAGAGAAAAUAUCCCAGCAUGCUCUUCAGUUGAGGAUCAAAUACUAGAGACAGUUCAGAACAGUUUGUUUGGAUGGGAUCAUGUCACUCAGGGAUUAGUACAGCUGGGAUUCAUGUUAAUGGAUACAUUUGGUCCCAAGACAUUUGACUCUAAUUCAUCACAAAUCCCCUCUCCAACCCAACACUCCUGCAGGCUUGGAUCUUCAGUUCUGCUUGAUACUUUUAAGGCCCAUGAGAUGGUUCGUUCUGAAAUUCUUCAGCAAAUCCUUAACAGAGUGAUUACCAAGGCAACAACACCUGUUUAUCAUUACAUUGAACUGUUGGCCAGCACAGUCUCUUCAGCACCACAUGUAUUACUAGAGUCAUUACCAAGGGUGAAGGAGGCUUUAGAUUAUUUGUCAUUCUUACCUCCAAAGUCAGCAGAGGGUUUUUUGAAAGCCAUCCAGCCCCUUUUGAAGAUCAGUUUGUCUUUGAGGGACUCUCUUAUGGUUGUGCUACGAAAAGCAAUGUUCUCAAGACAGGUGGAUGCACGUAAGAUUGCUGUAACCGGAUUUCUCCUGAUCCUUAAACAUUUUAAGAUUUUAGGUGGAGGUAUCACAUCAAGUCAGUCUGGGAGUCAGCCAAGUCAGCCAUCACAUUCCAGUCAAAUUCAAGUAGAUGUUCAUGUUCGAGGUGGUAACAUGGGAAAUGAAGCACUUUGUCUAGAGAUAUUAGGGAACCUUCGGAGAUGUCUCACUCAGCAAGCUGAUGUAAGAGUACAGCUCUAUGAGGGGCUCUUCCAUGUGUUAUGUAGAAAUCCUCAAUUACAACAACCUAUUCUAGAUAUGUUAAGCAAUCAGUUCCAAAAAUAUUUGGAGUCAGAUGAAACAGUUAAUCCUCCAAUCAAAUUAGAGCCUUGUUUGUCUGCUGCAGGAGAUCAGAUUUACCUUACAGAGCCACUAGCCCACCUAUUGUGUUACUUACUGCACUCGAUGGGAAAAUGUAUUGAAAGUCACAAUGAGGAUGAAAAUGAUGAGAAAGAAUCAAUGGAACACAUCCUAAAUGAACUAGAGGAUUUAUUCCAGUCUCUUGUUCACAGAAUGAACAAAUCAGAGAUGGAAGACUUUGAACUGGAUAAGUCCGCAGACUUUUCUCUGGUCUCUAGUGUUGGUAUCAAGAAUAACAUUCUAGCUCUCCUAGUUCUUGGAGUUUAUGAGAUUCUGCUAGAGUACAGUUUCUCAGAAGGAGAGCUAAGUGGGGAAUCAGUGGAAGAGAUUCUACAGUUGUUUAGGAAUUACCACCAGCUCUCAGAGAUACUAAAGGAAAAAUCAAACACUGCUGGAAAGAAAAGUCGCUCUGCAGCUGUAAAACAGGGAGUUAAAAGUAUGCUUUCACUGGAAUGUUCUGCAUCUUUGUUAAGAGCAUUAUUCAGUGACAGAGCUCCAAGUCAUCAACAAAGUCUAGCUACAUUGAGAGGCUUGAAAGAAUUGGUGAAGUAUGCUGUUGAUACAGCUGUUAAAAAGCUCAAAGAGAUUAGUGAUGGUGGAUUUUGCUCAGGACCUGGAGGCUCUAACAACGACACCAUUUACAAGCAUUGCUGUACCAUUGGAAGAGUUUUCUGGAAGCAUCUUAAUGGAGAAAGCUGUUUACAGGAAGAGCAAGAUAAGAAGGAGAAGGGUAAGAAAAUCAAUAGCUUGUGUAUAGAGGGUUUCUGCUCAGUGGUUAAUAUCAUGUGCUGCUGGUUCUUCCAAAAGUUGCCCCAUUUUAUGAAUGCAAUAGAUUCAACCCAGGAUGGCAAUGGUGUUGCAUCAGAUGAUUCAACAGAUCAAGAAGCUAUUUAUGUGCAGAUAAAGAAAUGUCAGCGUUUAAUUGUCAGCAUCAUCUCCUCUCCCGAUGAGGACAAAGAAGUCAGUCUUAAGGAUUGUCAGUCACUAGUGAAUGUGAUUGUAAUGUUAGCACAUCAUUUGGAGCCAGAUGGACCUCAGUUUAGUCAGUUGCAUACCUGGGUUCAAACGGUUUGUGCAGAUAAUAAUGUUGAUGAUCUCUCUCUCACUAAGUCUUUGAUGUCCCUGUUACACUCCAUAACAUUCCAAUUGAAAGCAAGUGCAGGCCUGGUGCGUGAUGUUGCCCAGGAUGUUCAUAGUCAGCUUGGAGAUGUAGAUGAAGAAAUUGAAGUUGAAAACAGAACACACUAUGCGAUUAUUAACCAAAGGACUGCUGCACCUUCUGUUGCUCUCCUUUUAGUAAAUCAAGUUGAAAAAAUUGUAGAUGAAAUGGACAGGGCACUUGUAAAGGUAAAAGGUGACAUGACAUCAUCAGCAACAAGACUAACAGACGAAAAGGUGCCAGAUUCUCCUGAUAGUUUCCCUCGUGGUAUGUUGGAGCAGGCAUUGUGCCAACGUCUCUGUACUGUUGUUUCUGCUCUCCACGAACUGUCGCAGUCUGCUCUUCCAGAAGGUCCCUGCACUGAGGCAACGCUGAAGGUGCUGACCAAAAUGUAUGUCACUCUCGGUUCUCUUACGAAACAUUAUUUGUCGCUUUAUAACCAAAGACUUGGUUACUUCCCUGCAAAGUUUGAAAAGCUGGUCAAAAUGACCGGCACCCACUUGUCGCAGCAAGUGUAUGCUCUUCUGACAUACAUCCAAGCCACACAAAGCCAAACUCUUUUGGAGAAGAGCACCAUGACGAAAAAUAAAACCAAAGAGAAGAAAAAGGCACCCAAAGGAAUGAAUAUGUCAGGGAAGGCAAAAGUUCUGAAAGAGAUGAAGUCAGUGCCGAACUUGAUAUAUGCAAUGGAGCAGUAUGAGCGUUACCUAAUACAGCUUUCCAAAAAGUCCAAGAUCAAUCUGAUGGAACACUUUAAACGCAGUUUGGCACGAGACUUUCGAAUAAAUGGUGCGACCCUCGAGGCUGCUCUGAAAGAAGAUUCAAGCAGCGAAGGCGAAGAUGUUGAGGGCGAGGAAGAGGAGCAAGAAGAGGAUAAAUCUGAAGAAGAAAAUAAAGAACCUCCACCAAAAAAAGGGAAGUUGAUGGAAACAAAUAAGAAAGCAAGCAAACUAAAUUCAAAACAGAAGUCAUCAAACAAGCCAUUGUCGCAAGAGAACAAAUAAAAUUAAACACCACUCUUACAUUGCAACUGGAUAAGAGAGAGGAAUUAGGUAAUCUUACGCUACCUGCGAGGACAAUCAUUUCUCAGUUUUCAACACAGCUCUCGUCCUUUUUUAAACAGCAUGGGCGCUAUUAUUAAUCAUUAUUAUUUCCCAUGACACAAAAUUUGGAAUUGCACUACCCUACAACUGAUAUGAAUAACUUACAGAUGGACCAUUCCUUUUUGGGGACUUAACAAUUGCUAGGACACUAAUCUAGUUUGAAAGGGUUCACUGUUGUCUCGGGUAAACUAAGCUGUAUUGUGUGCCACCUUUAUAGUUUGUUGCAGCCACAAUUCCUUAGAUUGAAUUUACAGAAUUCCAUUUCUCUUGUGGUAGACUUGGUGCCACUUCCGUAACUGCAAGCAAAAGCCUUUACAUUUUUAUUUCAAUGUUAAUGUCUAUCAAGGGGUAUUUGUGGCAAACUCGCACAAGCCCAAUGUGAAAAAAAGGGUUCGUCCCGUUGCAAAAGUUUUUGUUCCUUACAACAAGUACUAAAAAGAAACCUUGCAAAUAAAAAUUCAAACUGUUAAAUUCCUGUUUGAAAAGAUUGCAUGAAAGUGACAAUCACGGUAGGCGCUGCAUAUAUUAAAUAUGUGUGUGUGACCCCAACGUCUAUGUCCAUCGUGUUUUGUUUCCUAUUUGUCCCAAAGAAGUUUGGAGUGAUUGCUGGACCGUGACUUUAAAUCCACCCAGGCAUAGAAAAUAAUGUACUUCAACAGACUUUGCUGAUAACUCUUUUCCCAAGAGCUUUGGCGGUUGAAUUUAUUGUGUUUUCAAGAGUCAGGGUUGAUCAAGGGGUUUUUUCAAUUGUCCUGACAAUAUUUCGAUGUAACGAGAUGUUAUUCCAAUUCUGGUUGACGGAAGCAUAUAAAGGAAAGGAAAUGUGAAUGACAUGAGGACAGAAAUAUUGGAAGAUAUAUCUUGUAUAGGAAGGUUAAACAUUCCCUAGAUCGCCUCCUUUAUAUUCCAUUUUUGCCUGUUUAUAUAUAAUUAUCUUUCAUGUCUCAUUUUGUUUUAAAUCUUUAUUUAUUGAAUCAGUUAAAGAAGCUUGACAAAAUCCCCAUUAUGGGGCCUUAAUGAUUUUCUCUCUGGUGGGUAAUUCCGGGCACAUGCAACGUGCAUGACUUGUUCUGUUCUAAUGUGUUAGGAUUGUUCAAGCUUUACCAAACUUAUCUUAAUUUAACAACAAAUCAGAAUAAAUGAAUGGGCCAGACAAAAAUGCAAUAUCUGACUUUCACACCCUGCUUAGUAUGCUGUAUGUAGUUGAGUAAAUAUGUAAUAUGGCCGAGCACUGUUAUUCAGUGUGGCCACCAAGAGUUACUUAAAAAUUAAACUGAAACUAAUGAAUAAUGAGCAA
Molecule: messenger RNA, 5697 nt
Organism: Stylophora pistillata
Lineage: Eukaryota; Metazoa; Cnidaria; Anthozoa; Scleractinia; Pocilloporidae
Product: Fanconi anemia group I protein
Biological process (GO): DNA repair
Molecular function (GO): DNA polymerase binding
Source: RefSeq, a predicted model, not a curated record